This is a messenger RNA of Centruroides sculpturatus (bark scorpion), 4756 nucleotides long. Its product is annotated as transmembrane protein 132C-like. The record is from RefSeq and is a predicted model, not a curated record. NCBI's taxonomy places the organism in Eukaryota, Metazoa, Arthropoda, Arachnida, Scorpiones, Buthidae. Bases 339 to 3647 code for a protein of 1102 amino acids. The transcript has 9 exons.
GUCAUGACUCUCAUCAUGAAGCCAGUCGCACUAAUAAGCGCCGGUCUAGCAUGCGCAAUGCGAUUCCAUUCGGGUUUGGUUAUCGAGAAUUGUAGUGUGACUACUGUUUCUCGGUGGUCGCCAUCCGAUUUAUGGUCUUUUAGGAAUAUUUACUCGCUCUGAUUUAUUGUUUACGUCACAGAUAUAACGACAAUGUUUCGAUACGUAGACGCAAAGGUUAUUGAAUUUUGUCAUUUUUAACUCGACCCGUCAUCGCCAUGACAGUUUCUCCAAACAUCAGAACGAGCGUCGAUUGUGAUCCUUAUUUCCAUCGAUGAUAAACCGGUAGCGAGAGGAGGAUGCUGGAUCGUUGGCUCUUUUUUAUUUGCGUUUCCUUUUGGGGAACGUUAUCAGGUUCUUUGGCAGGAAUAGAUAUAACUCUAGAUAGCAGGGACUCUGGUUUCUUUCUUCGACCAUAUUAUUCAGAGUCAAACAACAAAGAUGAUAUUAUGGAACGUUUUACAGUUUUACAUCCUAUGAUACCAGUGACAGUUAAAGCAUCUUAUGGACCUUUUUCAGUUAAACAAACUGUUGUACCAUCAUUACUCAUUCCAACAAAUUUGCCAAAAAAUGAUACCCAUGCUGCAAAUGGAAUAUCUCCAACAGAAAUAGUUCCUUCAUUUGCUUUCCCAUCGAAUAGUGAUGUAGAUAUUAGUGUGAGUUUAGUCACACAUGAAAUAAAGCAUGACAGACCAGUUUUAAGAGUUUUAUUUCACAGUAGUCAUACAUUAGAACCAAAGUCUCGUCAGCAUUCUUCAGAUAAUCAGAAAAUAUCUCUAUGUGCUAUAUUAUAUGUUCAUCGAGGAGAUGAACAUGUGAUAGCUAAAUGUGACCCCACUGAUAACAGAGACGGAGUAUGUCUUGCUGAAGCUAUUCUUCCCUCUCAUUGGUGGCCACCACUUGAAGCAGGAGUUUGGAAAUCUGUAAAACAACAGAAGACAACAGUCAGAGUAGAAUAUGCUGUAAUUCACAGCAGAAGUCAAGAUUGUAUUCUAAAGACUGCACCAUCUCUUUCUUCAAUAUCUACAACUUAUUUAGCAGAUGUUCUUUUAUCUACAGUUCAUGGAAGUUAUGAAGAAGUUAAAAGUGAUGAUAUAAUUAGGAUACUUGUUCCUCAAGGACCAGUUUACCCAAAAUCAAAAGUUUAUGUCCCUGUCUAUCUUCAACCAAAUCCAAUUUAUCCUUUAUAUGUUUUCAUUAUUAGGGCUCGUGUCAAAAGUGGUCUAAGAAUUUUAGGUGCUCAGGUGUCUCAACCUUUAAAUUGGCAAAUUUCUGUUGAUAUGAAUUCAAAACAAACUGUGGCUACAGUGACAGCAUAUGUUAAAGAUACUGAAAAUGUGGAGAAUAUUCCAUCCAAUGCUCAAGAAAUAUUCACAUGGUUGUUUGAAGUCGAAGAAGAUGCUAAUUUUCAUGAUAAUGGAAGAAUUAUUUGGUUAUUACGUUAUGUAUUAGAUUCUAGAAUGGCUGAACAAUAUGAUUUUGAUGAUGAUAACAUGAAAAUGACAUCUCGUCUUGAUAUUCAAAAAGAUGAUGUGGAAGCAGUUUUACCAAUUGCAAAAACUACACAACUUCUUAAUACAGCAGUGCUGACUGGAAGACAAGUAUCUCAACCUAUGAAAGUUUUUGUUGUAAGUCAAGCAGGAAAAGUUGGCGAUGUUACAUUACAAUCAUCAUGUCAUUCUGCUGAUGAAUCUAUUCUUAAAAAAAGAAAUGUAAUAUGCAUCAUGUGGUUUUAUAUUAUAACAAAUUUUUUUAAUUUCAGAAAAUCUACUACUUUUAUGGGUUCUGGAGGAAUAAAUUCCAGUAAUCGUGCUAAUAUUGGAAAUCGCAGUAAUAUGGGAAGUAUCAUAAAUAGAGAAGAAACUGAGGAACUUGAUGUUGUGUGCAGACUUCGUUAUCAACAAUCACAUGUUGAUGUAUAUACAAGAUUUGUCAGUGUUGAUCAUAAUUCAGGUCGAGAAGCUUAUCUUCUGAAUCGGCGUGGUGAAGUUUGCAUCACUGAUUUAGUAGCACCAUUUUUGAGAGUUGCAGAUAUGAGGAUAGCUACUUUAAAGUCUUCAAUCGUUCAAGGUCAGCAGAGUGGAAGAACAGAAGUUCAGGUCCUUUCGCCUAUUACUGGUCGUGUUAUUGGUGCAAGAGAGGUUAGAGUUGGAAGUGAUAAAGAAAGCAUCACCCAUUUACAAGUAACUGUUGUUACAGGCUUAAAUUUAUCAGUUACAAAUGAUGAAUCUUUACCUAAUGUUUUUGCUGCUGUUGCUUCCGUUAACAAUAAACUAACAUCACAAUAUCAGGAAGGAUUAUUGGAUAUAAAACUCUAUUAUUCUGAUGGAACAUUUACUUCAUUAUCAGAUAUUACAGACACAGAUUAUCAUCUUUCUGUAGAUACUUUUGAUAGUGGGGUAGUUGCCUUUGCUCCAAUGGCUGGUUUACAUCAUCCUAGAGUUAUAGCUAUUGGUGAAGGAAAAGGUGAUUUAUUGCAUGUUUCUUUAGAACUUGCUGAACGAUGUCAGAAACGUAGGAGUCAGCCAUUGGCAAUGGUAUAUGUAUUCAUUGAAGUAGAUUUUAAUUCUGCAUCUCAUACUACAUCUGUACAAAAUGAUGCUCGUUUUAAAACUACAAAAGGCUUGGUUGACAAGCAAGGUGGAAACAAGAGUGAUAGAUUACCAUCUGGGAACAUGAAAGAUGUUGAUUCAAUUCUUUAUAAGGAUUCUAUAAAUCCUAAUGGAAAAUAUGAACCAACAAUACAAGCAAGACAGGAUUUGGUUCGUGGACAACCAGUGCCAUUAACUCCAUUAGAAAUAGGAAUGUAUGCACUUCUAGGUGUCUUUUGCCUUGCUAUACUUGUUUUUCUGGUAAGUUGUUCUGUAUUUGCUGUCCGAUAUAAAAGAAAACAAGUUCCAGCUGCUGAUAGUGGAGAAUCUGUAGCUCAUGCUCAUGAUUGGGUUUGGCUUGGACGUGCAACAUUGGAAAGAAAUUCCAUUAAUACUAAGUGUUCUCAGACAUUAAUGCCUAUGGCUGAUUUUAAUGGUAAUCAUCCUGGAGAUGGUACAAGCUCAAAAGUCCAAAGAAGAGAUAAGAAAAAUACAACAGGAAGAUCUAGAGGUAGUGGAUGUCGCGCAAGUAAUAUAUCAUUUCCAGGUUCAGAAAUAAGCAUUCGAAUAACUACAAAUCCACAAGAACUUCCUGAAGAGAAGGAAAAUGAAAUGAUAGAGAAAGGUGCAGUCACAACUCUUACUAAUCAUAAUGCUUUACAUUUGCCUUCUAUUGUGGAUGUUAAUGCAAAUGCUAAUUUGGCCUGUGAAAAAAAAGUACGCAUACAAACUAAUCCAGUGCCCCCACCAGUAGCACCUGAAACCUAUACAAAACAUACGCAUAAUCGUGUUAAUUCUCCACCACCCAUUCCACCCCACCGUAAUAUCCUUCCUCCCGUCCCACCUCAUGGACGACCUCAUGGAAAUGUACCAGUAGAUCAGAAGGGGAGUAUCAGAGAAAAUAGCACUAGGUCAGGGGAGCAAGGCAGCGAUAUGGGAUGGGAAGCCGUGGCCCAAGGCAUGAACUACGACCAACUCAUCGAAUAUUUUGAUAACCUAAAGGAAUCGAACGCGUGAUGAUUACGUGCUCAAUUCCUUCUCCCCUCUAUGAUAAAGUUUCAGUGCAAUACUCAAUUCCUACAUAUGGUAUAUUUAAAAAAUAAAAUAAAAUAAACUAAAAUGAAAAAUUUCAUAAUAGAAAUGAAUACUUAUAUUGUCAAAUGUAACUCAACAUUAUAAUGACUUGCCUUCACAACUAGUCGCACAUGAUCAGAUUAUGAUCACCAUUAAGCAAGUGCUUCAUCCUUGCAGAAAGCAUGAGUAAAUUAUAUGUAUAUGAAGUAUGAUAUCUCUUCCUCAGUUAUAUGUUAUUUCUAUAACAGAUAAUGUUUAAUCUGUUAUGGAUUGAUACAUUACUCAGAGUUCCUAUGUGAAUCUGUGUAAUUAUUAGUAAAGCCCAUUGAAAAAAUUUUUUGCUGUAUAAUCUGUCUGCCUAUUAUCAUAAAUAUUCUUGUGGUUAUUUGAUAAAAUUCAAAUUAUAAUUUCAUAAAGCUUAUAAUGAAAACAUUUUGUCAUUAAUUCUGUAGCUAAAUUUUAAUUUUUCAACUGUAACGAAUGUUAAUAUUGAUGAAAAGUGAAGUGGAAUAUUUAAAAUUCCUUUCAAUUAGAAUACUAUUUAUGUAUUGUAAUUGUGUCUAUAAAAUAACUUACAAUUUUCUACUUUAUUUUUUAUAUUCUCUUGAAUUCUUCUCCUGUUCAGUAACACAAUUAGAACUUGUUAAUGUUGAAUAUGACAAAGAAGUAUAUUUCCAAAAAUUUGUUUACUAGUUAUCAUAUGAAUUAAAAGUAUAAGAAAAUAGCAAUUUUGCUUGGGUAUUAGAAAAAAAUUACAUGUAUAUAUAACUUUCUAUAACAUAAUAUCCAUAUUUGUAAGCUUAGAUCAAUGUGUAUUGUUUAGUCUCAUCAAAAAUUGUCUAUGUUAAUAGACAAGAAUAUGUGUAGUAUGUGUAUUGACAUCGUGUUAGCUUAGAAACAAAAAAUUGCGCAUAUUGUCACAAAUAUAAAAAUAGAUAUAGCUGACACAUGUAUAUGAAAUAAGUUUUUCUACUGCAUUCUAUUUAUUGAAUUCAUUGUCAUUUUUUUAGUCUUAUAGUUUUAAUUUUUAAGAAUAUUUUGUCUAAUUAUUU